UCGUAGCAAAAGCGACAAAGACAGUGGACGUCGUCAAUUCGCGGCUAAGUGUCGGACUUGAACGUCUGCAAAAGAAGCUCAAGUACGCAAACGCGACGUAUGUGUGUAAACACGCCGGGGAACGGAGGUGCACUGCUACUGGUGUACGACCUCAGCAAAGGACCAUGAAGCAAGGGUGUCCCGCGACCGUUGUCAUCGCAGCACGUCGGACCAGCCAGCAGUUAGAGAUAACAAAGAUUGACUGCAACCACAACCACGAAGUGAACAAGGAAAUUUUCCAGCUGUAUCCGGAAAACCGCCGGCUUACGCACCAUGAAAAGGAAUAUGUCCUUCCUUUGCUUGACCUCAAUGUGUUGCCCAAUGUCAUAGCUGGGAAGCUAGCAGAAAAGACGGGAAAGGUGGUAACAACGCAGGAUCUGCACAAUGUCAAGCGAAAUUGUCACGGCCGAGACGAAGCUGAACAACUUCUUCAGGAGAUAGAGAAGUGUCGUCAGCAGCAUCGGGCAAAGAUAAUUCCUAUCACAGAUGAAAAUGAGGAGCUGCAAAUUUUGUUUAUUCAAACGCCACACAUGCAGCAAGCAUAUAAGUCCUUCCCAGAGGUGGUGUUGCUUGAUGCAACAUAUAGGACAAACAAGUUAAAGAUGCCACUUUUUGUAUUUGUCGUGCAAGAUGGGUGUGGAGAAAGCCAAGUAAUUGCUUAUGCUUUUGUUGCUUCUGAGCAGUGUCACCACGUCACUGAAAUGCUCAACCUCUUCGUGAAGGAAAACCCUUGUUCUGAAAAUACUGGCGUCAUAGUCGUGGACUAG
Molecule: messenger RNA, 806 nt
Organism: Rhipicephalus microplus (southern cattle tick)
Lineage: Eukaryota; Metazoa; Arthropoda; Arachnida; Ixodida; Ixodidae
Source: RefSeq, a predicted model, not a curated record